CAGGCAUCUGGCGUGUGUGCUCACGGGUCCUAAUUAUCUUGGGUAAAUGUCUAUGUUUUCUUUUUUACAGGAGAGAAUUUUGGCUCUGAGUUUGACUUGAAUUCAUACUAAAACGGUGCUUGGCCUAAAGUACAGUACUCGUCUUCACUGAAAAGAUUUUCAAUCAUUUUGUGGGCCACAAGUCAUGUCUGGUAUAGCAUUAAGUCGUCUCUCACAAGAACGGAAGGCUUGGCGGAAAGACCAUCCUUUUGGUUUUGUAGCCGUACCAACAAAAAACCCUGAUGGAACUAUGAACUUGAUGAAUUGGGAGUGUGCCAUCCCUGGAAAAAAAGGGACUCCGUGGGAAGGAGGCUUGUUCAAACUUCGCAUGUUGUUUAAGGACGACUAUCCUUCCUCUCCACCAAAGUGUAAAUUUGAGCCCCCUUUAUUCCAUCCGAAUGUAUAUCCGUCUGGUACCGUAUGCUUGUCUAUAUUAGAGGAAGACAAAGACUGGAGGCCUGCCAUUACAAUCAAGCAGAUCUUGCUAGGAAUCCAAGAACUCCUUAAUGAACCAAAUAUCCAGGACCCCGCACAGGCUGAAGCAUACACGAUUUACUGCCAGAACAGAGUGGAGUAUGAAAAAAGGGUCCGAGCACAAGCCAAAAAGUUCUCGCCGUAAACCUCAAGAUCUCACACUGUAUUGGAAAUGGGUUUUGACCAGGUCUCCUCGCCCCUGUUCCUCCCCCCCCGUACAAACCAGAUCCACUUCAUGCUAAUUUACUGCUGGGCUUGAAGAAAUGAAUGUGUCGUGCCAUUGUCGAUCCACUGAUGCUCGUCAUAACAAACUCUUCCUGGGGGUUUUAAAUUUGGUCUUUUGUAUAUUAUCUUUUUUUCCUUGCCAUUUGGGCAGCAGAGGAGCUGAAAGUUGUGAGGGGUGGUUUUCUUUUUUUCUUCUUUUUUUGGGAGGGGUGGGGUUGUUUGUUAACAGUGCUACAUAUUUGCAAAAAAAAAAAAAAAAAGGCACAAUAUACAUCAUCCACCUGCAGAAGAAAUUAUAUUCCACCGAUGCAGAGGUGUGAGCCUAAAACUGCUUUCAUUUUUGCUUAAUCUUUUUUUCUUUCAGACUGGCCUCCUUAGUCUCUUUCAUGGUUUUAAUAAUUUAAAACUUGCUAUUAAUGUCAGUAUUUCAACUCCUGUAAAACGAUACUUUUAUACUUUCUUUACUUUGGAUUAGUGUCAGUAGAGAGAUUUCCAUUCCUGAUGCAGGCAGUGUACUAAGCAUGUACCAUUCAGUAUGAUGGCGUUGUGCUGCCUUGGCUGUCUGUGUUUUGCAAAAAAAACAAA
Carassius carassius (crucian carp) is the source of this 1323-nucleotide messenger RNA. RefSeq names its product ubiquitin-conjugating enzyme E2Ia (gene ube2ia). Gene Ontology annotation, cellular component: nucleus. The coding region runs from base 185 to 658 and encodes 157 amino acids. The record is from RefSeq and is a predicted model, not a curated record. NCBI's taxonomy places the organism in Eukaryota, Metazoa, Chordata, Actinopteri, Cypriniformes, Cyprinidae. Gene Ontology annotation, molecular function: SUMO conjugating enzyme activity. Gene Ontology annotation, biological process: protein sumoylation. The transcript has 7 exons.